AUGUUUGUGUCUUUUUUGCUGUUGUUGACUGCAGCUUGCAUCGAAGCUCGGCUUUACAUUCAGGGCGACCACUUUUACUAUAAUGGUCAGAGAGUAUUCUUCAGUGGAGUUAACCAGGCGUGGGUAUCUUAUGGUUAUGACUGGGGAAAUAACCAAUACCAGUACCGACGGAAUAAGUUCCAGUCUGUCAUCAAUGCAGUCAAGAACAAUGGUGGAAACUCAAUCCGUGUUUGGGUUCACGUAGAAGGACAGACGUCUCCGGCAUUUGACCACACUGGUCACGUGAGUGGAACAGACUCCAGAAAUUCCUUGAUCCACGAACUGACAGAGUAUUUGCAGUACGCGAGGAACCAUCAAAUCUUUGUCUUCCUCUGCUUGUGGAAUGGUGCAGAAAGAGGCAGCACAAAUGCCAGACUGGAAGGAUUAAUAAAGGACACAGGAAAACUCCACAGCUAUAUCAAUCAUGCUCUCAUCCCAAUGGUGAAGGCUCUAAAAGACCAACCUGCACUAGCUGGCUGGGAUAUAAUGAAUGAGAUGGAAGGCGUCAUCAAUCCUAACUUACACAAUUCUGAGCCAUGCUUCGAUACCACCUUCUUAGGUCCCUCUGGAGCAGGAUGGAAAGGUCACAUAUACUCAGCAGAACAACUUCUAAGAUUUAUAAACUGGCAAGCUGCUGCUAUACGUAAGACAGACCCACAAGCUUUGGUGACGGCUGGGUCCUGGAACCCAAAAAGCAACACAAACAUGAAUGGCAUGAAAAACCUGUAUAGUGACCACUGCCUCAUCAGAGCCGGACAUGACAAUGCCGGUACUUUGAAUUUUUAUUCCACACAUACGUACGACAACAAAAAUUCUCAUCAAUAUGACUCUUACUCGCCCUUUAAGCACACUAAACAUCAGUACAAUCUAAAUAAACCUUUGAUAAUCGCCGAAUUUAACCAAGUGCGAGGAGGACAUCAAACUAUUGAACAGUUGUUUACAUACGCAUAUUACCAUGGUUACGCUGGAGCAUGGUCAUGGCACGCAAACGCAGACGGAAGCGACACAGACAGCCUAGCAACACAAGAAGCGGGAAUGAGGUCUCUAAGGGGGAAAAAUGACCAGAGAAAUGGCGGACUAGUCAACUUCACUAUUUAAAUAAUCUAUGGUAUUAUGUAA
Molecule: messenger RNA, 1158 nt
Organism: Saccostrea cuccullata (small rock oyster)
Lineage: Eukaryota; Metazoa; Mollusca; Bivalvia; Ostreida; Ostreidae
Product: mannan endo-1,4-beta-mannosidase-like
Exons: 7
Coding region: 1-1137 (378 amino acids)
Source: RefSeq, a predicted model, not a curated record